Messenger RNA from Raphanus sativus (radish), 878 nucleotides. RefSeq lists its product as uncharacterized. Gene Ontology annotation, cellular component: nucleoplasm. The transcript is spliced from 8 exons. NCBI's taxonomy places the organism in Eukaryota, Viridiplantae, Streptophyta, Magnoliopsida, Brassicales, Brassicaceae. Gene Ontology annotation, molecular function: nucleic acid binding. The record is from RefSeq and is a predicted model, not a curated record. Bases 99 to 782 code for a protein of 227 amino acids.
UCCUGAGAAAACUACGUCGUUUGAAUGCUUCAAGAUCGGGUGUCGUUGUUAGGGUUCCGAUCAAAAUCUCUCACUCGGAAUUGGGCAGAAGAAAAGAGAUGGGUCGACAGAAAGAGAUUCCUCCAGCGGUUAGGGUUUAUACAGUCUGCGAUGAAUCAAGAUACUUGGUAGUAAGAAACGUGCCGGCUUUAGGUUGUGGUGAUGAUCUCAUGAGAUUGUUCUCUACUUACGGAGAGGUUGAAGAAUGUAAACCAAUGGAUGCCGAAGACUGUGAGGCGUUUACUGAUGUCUACUGGAUCAAGUUCCGUCUCAUCGCUAAUUCCAGAUUUGCAAAGAGGAAGUUGGAUGACUCAGUCUUCUUGGGAAACCGGCUCCAGAUUUCAUAUGCUCCUGAGUUCGAGAGUCUCAGUGACACCAAGGAAAAGUUAGAAACAAGGAGGAAAGAAGUGCUUUCAAGAUCCAACCCCCAGAAAGCCAAGAGCAGCGUCUCACAAGUCACAAAACCGGCUUUGACCCAAAUGGGUAAUUUCUCACUACAAAGGAGUUUGCAAAGCGAAAUGGAUUACCAAUUCCAUAGAAGAAACGCUCCUAUUACUCGAGUUUCAUCUGACCAGGAGUAUUUUGGGUCAUCUUCAAUGAAUCAAACUGUUAAAACUGUGAGGGAGAAACUCAACAAGAUUGAAGAAAGUGGUAAGCAGAAGAGGUCAGAAGCAAGCAGCGAGAAUCUUCAAACAGAACCUGACUUGAAGAGAACCAGAGUCGAUAACCGAAGAAGAAUCUAAAAUUAUUUAGCUCUAAUCCUGUUUACCUUUUUUAUCUUGAUUGUGAAUAUUGGAAAAACUUCUAUUUUUUUAACUAUUCAAUUUCAGUUACUGCGA